Molecule: messenger RNA, 1173 nt
Organism: Zea mays
Lineage: Eukaryota; Viridiplantae; Streptophyta; Magnoliopsida; Poales; Poaceae
Product: protein FAR1-RELATED SEQUENCE 5-like
Exons: 8
Coding region: 112-1173 (353 amino acids)
Source: RefSeq, a predicted model, not a curated record
GUUAUAUCAGUGCGUAUUGAUCUGUUGCACUUGGAUCAUAAUCAUGAAUUUUUUAAAAAGGAUACCGAAAAGAAUCAAUUACAAUGCAACAAGACGCAUGAUCCUGAAUACAUGGAGUUCAUAAGUUCAAUGCAAGAGAGUCGAAUCCCGCAACAUUGUAUUAUGGAUUAUGUAUCAGAAAUGCACGGUGGUCCUGAGAGUGUGCCUGUAACAGCACAGGACAUGUAUAACCUGAAAAAGGCAAAGCAACGAGAAAGAAAUGCAAAUGAUGUGGCAAAGCUACUAUCCUUUUUUGCAUCCUGCAAAAAGGAUAAUCCACAAUUUUUCUCUGACUUCCAAUUGGAUAAAGAAGGCAAGAUUUUGAGCAUAUUUUGGUCACAUGCAAGCCAGCAAGGGGAUUACAUGGAUUUUGGUGAUGCGGUUACAUUUGACACAACACAUAAGACUAAUCUGUAUGAAAAACCACUAGGUAUGUUUGUUGGUUCAAAUCACCACCUCUAUUGCACUAUAUUUGCUUUCGCAUUGUUGGGGGAUGAAACUGUUGAUACAUUUGAAUGGGUAUUCAACGCCUUCAAAACAUGCAUGGGAACCGAAGGGCCACGAGUGACGCUGACAGAUCAAGAUCCUGCAAUGCCAGUAGCCCUCGAGAGGAUUGACCGGAUACCGAAGGAAUAUAUUUUACAAAGAUACACCUACUCUGCAAGGCAAGAUGUUCCGUUUUCAAGAGAUGAUAGGAAUUUGAAGGGGAAGGAUGGAGAAACAAAGUCAUAUAGACAGAAGAUGUUGCUAAAAAAGGCAAUGAAAGUAGUGCAUCAUGCUAGUUUAUCCAAAGCAGGAAAUGAUAGAGGCCUAACAGUAAUGGAUGAGCUUCUCGAAGUACUUUCGCGUUUGGAGACAGAUAUAGACGUUGAGGAAACUUGUGGAACUAGUGGAGGAGAUGGUAUACAGGACGAUGAUGAAGACAAUAGAGACAACGAAAAGGAUGGUGAAUUUGACGAAAGGAAUAACAAGGAAAUUCAAGACGUAUCUAAUAUACUUGAACAAGGUGUGGCCAAUGAUCAAAUACAUAUACCAAUACGUCCAUUAGAAGAGGUUAAUUUGCAUGAUCACGCAAUUAUGAAUGUUAGUGGUGUCAAUGAACAAAAUGAUCAUGCCAGAAAGUCGAUGGGAUAA